AUGUCAGGCGUACUAUGGUCCCUUGUUGGGAAAAGGGUUCUAGCGGAGUCCGCCAGAAACCACUUUGGAACAGAGGAUCCUUAUUUUGAAGAAAUUCCGGCGUCACGGCUCGGGCGCGCCAUGGGAAAGAAAACCCAGAAGCGUCGCAAAGCCAUCCCUCCAGGUUUAUCAGAGAAGGACACCAAAAUCCUUACACAAGUCAAGCGCCGAGCCUACCGAUUGGAUUAUGCUCUUUUCAAUCUCUGUGGUAUUCGCUUUGGUUGGGGUAGUGUCAUCGGUCUCGUUCCAUUCAUUGGUGAUGCCGCUGACGCUGGACUUGCCAUGAUGGUUGUGAGGAAUUGCGAAGAAAUCGAUGGCGGCCUUCCAUCGCGCUUGCGCAUGAUGAUGUUGAUGAAUGUACUGGUCGACUUCGUCAUCGGCCUGGUGCCUUUCAUUGGCGAUCUGGCAGAUGCAGUUUACAAGUGCAAUACUCGGAAUGCGGUCAUACUUGAGAAACACUUGCGUGAAAAGGGUCAUAAGGUGACCAGGAGGCAAUCCAAAGAACGACGCAGACGACCCAGCGGUCAUGAUCAGUUGACCAACGAUCCUCUCGAUGCGGUUGAUACGGUCGAUCACAGCCUCCCAGAGGAAUGGGACAAACAAGAGAGCGGGGUGGCAAACAAUUCACCACCAGAAUACCGAGAGCAUAGAAGAUCGCGCUCGCAGCGCUCGCACAAUGACAGUCGGGCUCCGACCAGGCCAGAACCUGCCAGGCAGGCCAAAAGCAGUCGCGGCUUCGGCCGUUGGUUCGGAGGAGCAAGCCACCCCGAGGAGGACCUCGAGCGAGGGCGCUGA
Molecule: messenger RNA, 834 nt
Organism: Penicillium waksmanii
Lineage: Eukaryota; Fungi; Ascomycota; Eurotiomycetes; Eurotiales; Aspergillaceae
Product: DUF4112 domain-containing protein
Exons: 3
Coding region: 1-834 (277 amino acids)
Source: RefSeq, a predicted model, not a curated record